Molecule: messenger RNA, 2745 nt
Organism: Alligator sinensis (Chinese alligator)
Lineage: Eukaryota; Metazoa; Chordata; Crocodylia; Alligatoridae
Gene: MAP3K12
Product: mitogen-activated protein kinase kinase kinase 12
Biological process (GO): protein autophosphorylation
Molecular function (GO): ATP binding; JUN kinase kinase kinase activity
Source: RefSeq, a predicted model, not a curated record
CUCACCUCCUGCUGCGCCCCCCAAGGGGGGCCCCGAUGCCCUGCACCCGCCAUGGCCUGCCUGCACGAGACGAGGACGCCGUCGCCCUUGCUGGGCGCGGGGCUGGGCGCGGCAGCAGCCGGCACGCCGGAGGAGCAGGAACUGACGCCCACGCAGUGCGUACUGCGCGACGUGGUGCCCAUGCAGGGCAGCGGGCACAGCCCUACACCCAGUGACGAUGCCCGCCAGCCCUUCGCCAACAGCGUCCUGGCCCUGCACGAGGCUGACGGCGGUGCCGGGGUCUGCAGCCCCGAUGGGCGCCAGGGCCGGGCCCAGGCCGACCAGAUGCGGCUGCACUGCCAGGCUGGCGGCGGGUUCCUCGAGGGACUCUUCGGCUGCCUCAAGCCCGUCUGGACCAUGAUCGGCAAGGCCUACGCCACCGAGCACAAGCAGCCCCAGGAGGACCCGUGGGAGGUGCCUUUCGAGGAGAUCCUGGACCUGCAGUGGGUGGGCUCCGGGGCACAGGGCGCCGUUUUCCUGGGCCGCUUCCACGGCGAGGAGGUGGCCGUCAAGAAGGUGCGAGACCUCAAGGAGACCGACAUCAAGCACCUGCGCAAGCUCAAGCACCCCAACAUCAUCACCUUCAAGGGUGUGUGCACGCAGGCGCCCUGCUACUGCAUCAUCAUGGAGUUCUGCGCCCAGGGGCAGCUGUACGAGGUGCUGCGGGCCGGGCGCAAGGUCACGCCCUCGCUGCUGGUUGACUGGUCCAUGGGCAUCGCCGGUGGCAUGAACUACCUGCACCUGCACAAGAUCAUCCACCGCGACCUGAAGUCCCCAAACAUGCUGAUCACCUACGACGAUGUGGUGAAGAUCUCGGACUUCGGCACCUCCAAGGAGCUGAGCGACAAGAGCACCAAGAUGUCCUUCGCCGGCACCGUGGCCUGGAUGGCGCCCGAGGUCAUCCGCAACGAGCCCGUCUCCGAGAAGGUCGACAUCUGGUCCUUCGGGGUGGUGCUGUGGGAGCUGCUGACGGGCGAGAUCCCCUACAAGGACGUGGACUCCUCGGCCAUCAUCUGGGGCGUGGGCAGCAACAGCCUCCACCUGCCUGUGCCCACUGGCUGCCCCGACGGCUUCAAGAUCCUUCUGCGCCAGUGCUGGAACAGCAAGCCCCGGAACCGGCCGUCCUUCCGGCAGAUCCUGCUGCACCUGGACAUCGCCUCCGCCGACGUCCUCUCCACCCCCCAGGAGACCUACUUUAAGUCCCAGGCGGAGUGGCGGGAGGAGGUGAAGCUGCACUUCGAGAAGAUCAAGUCGGAGGGGACGUGUCUGCACCGGCUGGAGGAGGAGCUCAUCAACCGGCGCCGCGAGGAGCUCCGGCACGCGCUGGACAUCAGGGAGCACUAUGAGCGCAAGCUGGAGCGAGCCAACAACCUGUACAUGGAGCUCAACGCCCUCAUGCUGCAGCUCGAGCUCAAGGAGAAGGAGCUGCUCCGGCGGGAGCAGGCGCUGGAGAAGAAAUACCCAGGGCUGUUCAAGCCUCACACACCGCGCGGGCUGCUGCAUGGCAACACCGUGGAGAAGCUCAUCAAGAAGCGCAACGUGCCCCAGAAGCUGUCGCCCCACAGCAAGAGGCCGGACAUCCUGAAGACGGAGGUGCUGCUGCCCAAGCUGGAUGCAGCCAUGGCCCAGGUCUCGCUGCCCAGCUGCGCCAAGGGCCCUACGUCGCCAGGCCGCAGCCGGCGUGCCAAGCCCCGCUACCGGAAGGCCAAUGCCAAGGGCAGCUGCGGGGAGCUGGUCGGGCCCCCACCGAGCACGCCAGCCUGCCCCAAGCCUGGAGCACCGAGCCGGGGGCACCUGGAGCCCUGCGCGGCGCUGCGGGGGCUGCAGCAUGACCUGCUGCUGCGCAAGAUGUCGUCGUCCAGCCCCGACCUCAUCAGCACCACGCUGGAGGCCGAGGCCCGCAAGGGCGCUGCACCCCCAGUCUCCCGCGCUGCCGUCACCCGCGGCCAGAAACGCGGGGUGUCGUCAGAGGAAGAGGAGGGCGAGGUGGACAGCGAGGUGGAGCUGCCUCCUAGGCAGAGGUGGCCGCAAGGCCGGAACAAGCGGCCCUCGCUGUCGACCUUCAGCUCGGAGAACUGCUCGGACGGGGAUGGGGACGAGGGCCCAGGCAGCGCCAGCGAGGCCUCGCCCAGCGCGACACCCGACGUGGGCAGCACCAACACGGACGAGCGGGCGGACGACCGCUCCGAUGACCUGCUGUCCCAGGGCUCCGAGCUGCCCCUCGACCUGCCCCUGGGCCUGUCUGACGGGCUGUCCGAGAAGGCGGCUGCCGCCCGCCACGUCCGCAGCCAGCUCGGCGCCACCGAGGUGCUGGACGGGGAUGCGGGCGAGGACUCAGACUGCGACAGCGCGGAGCUGGACCACUCGGGCAGCGGCGAGGCGCACAGAGCAGGCGCCCCCGGCUCGUGAUCCCCCUCCCCCCUCACACUGCUGUACAGACCCCCCCCCAAAUAUUUAUAUACGUCCUCUAUAAAGCUCUAUAUAAAGCUCUAUCACGCAGCAGCGCCCCCCCAAUCACUCCCCUGCGCCCAACGGGUCCCUCCCCAGCCAGGAUUUUUGGGGAGGGGAGUACAGGGGGGCAGUGGGGUUCAGUCCAUGUGUGCAGCACCCACCCACCCACCCAGCCCGGGGCAGCAUCUGGGACCAAGGGGGCUGUGUUCCUCACCGCCACCCUUGACCUUUGGGGGGUGGUGGUCAGCCCCUCCA